Molecule: messenger RNA, 1580 nt
Organism: Paramisgurnus dabryanus
Lineage: Eukaryota; Metazoa; Chordata; Actinopteri; Cypriniformes; Cobitidae
Gene: rraga
Product: Ras-related GTP binding A
Biological process (GO): negative regulation of autophagy; cellular response to starvation; positive regulation of TORC1 signaling
Cellular component (GO): lysosome; Gtr1-Gtr2 GTPase complex; nucleus
Molecular function (GO): GTPase activity; GTP binding
Source: RefSeq, a predicted model, not a curated record
CGCGCUUCCUGUCAUACGCUCGUGACGCAGGUUUACUUUCACUUUCCAGCGAACUGUGAGAAAAACAAUACGGAGUUUGGUCGGUUGUUCAUCGUCGUUUACAGGAUCAAUCGAAGCGGGAAAUGUCCAGCACAGCCAUGAAGAAGAAGGUGCUGUUGAUGGGCAAGAGCGGCUCGGGGAAGACGAGCAUGAGGUCGAUUAUUUUCGCGAACUACAUCGCCAGAGACACCCGCCGUCUCGGAGCCACAAUAGACGUCGAGCACUCUCACGUGAGAUUCUUGGGCAAUCUGGUGCUGAACUUAUGGGACUGCGGCGGCCAGGACACGUUCAUGGAGAACUACUUCACGAGUCAGCGAGAUAACAUCUUCCGCAACGUGGAGGUGCUGAUCUACGUGUUCGACGUGGAGAGCCGAGAGCUGGAGAAAGACAUGCAUUACUACCAGUCGUGUUUGGAGGCCAUCUUGCAGAACUCACCCGAUGCCAAAAUCUUCUGUCUGGUGCACAAGAUGGAUCUGGUCCAGGAGGAUCAGAGAGAUUUGAUAUUUAAAGAGCGCGAGGAGGACCUGAGGAGACUGUCCCGUCCGCUUGCUUGCACCUGCUUCAGGACGUCCAUCUGGGAUGAGACGCUGUACAAAGCCUGGUCCAGCAUUGUUUACCAGCUGAUUCCUAACGUGCAGCAACUCGAGAGCAACCUGCGCAACUUUGCUCAGAUUAUUGAAGCGGACGAAGUCUUGCUUUUCGAGAGAGCCACGUUCCUGGUCAUCUCACAUUAUCAGUGCAAGGAGCAGCGCGACGCGCAUCGCUUCGAGAAGAUCAGCAACAUCAUCAAGCAGUUCAAGCUCAGCUGCAGUAAGUUGGCAGCCUCGUUCCAGAGCAUGGAAGUGCGCAACUCGAACUUUGCAGCCUUUAUUGAUGUGUUCACAUCCAAUACCUACGUGAUGGUGAUCAUGUCCGACCCGUCGAUACCUUCGGCCGCAACUCUUAUCAACAUUCGGAACGCAAGAAGGCAUUUUGAGAAGCUGGAGCGGGUGGACGGGCCGAAACACAGUCUGCAUAUGCGCAUGCGCUAGACACGCGGAGUGCCCUGCUUCCAGAGUUAAUUUUGUCUGAUGUUGAGUUUAAAUCGUUUUGUUUUUACAUCAGCAAAAACUGUAUGUUUGUUCUCCUUGUUGCGCAGACCAAUCGGUGUUUGACGUCAAAGUACCGCGAGAGACCGUACCGCGAUUUGAAAAUACAACUCUGUCGUCAUGCAGCGAUAGGUCUGCGCAGCGCAACAUAAUGAAGUCUUUUUGUCACGGUCGCUGAAAAAAUGAAUUGUGCCAUACGUGCAGGUUACAUACACCAGAGAGUUAAAUUAAAUAUUGUUUGCAUUUUUCCACGCCUGUCCUUUAUACGUUGUCUGAUAUCUUUAUAUGAGCAUUAUCACAGCUUGCUGCAGUUUUUGCAGGUGUUUAAAAGUUUAGCAUAAAUGUGUGACUGUAAAAUCUGCAAAAUGAUACAUGUAUUUUAAGUACUCAGCAAAAUAUAAAUUCUGCAGUGACUGUAUUUACAUGUAAUAAAAAUACAAUUGAAUUUAUGAA